Molecule: messenger RNA, 996 nt
Organism: Cladophialophora psammophila CBS 110553
Lineage: Eukaryota; Fungi; Ascomycota; Eurotiomycetes; Chaetothyriales; Herpotrichiellaceae
Exons: 3
Coding region: 1-996 (331 amino acids)
Cellular component (GO): mitochondrion
Source: RefSeq, a predicted model, not a curated record
AUGCUCGCCCGUCGACUUCUACCCCUCUCCUCCUCUGCCCAAACUCCUUCGUUCUUUCGCGCCUUCACCACCACUUCUCUAUUACGAGACCCUCCUCGCAGCCCUGCCUUGAGCGACCUUACCCCCGACGGAGCAGAUGCUUUCAACUCCAGGCAGAAGGAAUUCCGAGAUGGACUCGAGGCUGCUCGGAAGAGAAAAGAACAAGCUGACAAAGAAGCAAGACAAGCCGAAACCGACACCACCACCAAGCGAACCGGUACUCUCUCUAGCCUCAUCUACGGCACCCCCGAAGGCCAAAACCUUGAUAAAGAGAUGGAAAGGUCGUUCUCCCAGGUGUUGGCCAGGGGCAAAUACGUCCAUUCGAUCGUCUUUCAUGAUGUGAAACCGGACAAGGUCGACGACUAUGUAGAAUUGGUGGGCAAUUGGUAUCCGAGGAUGGCAAAUGACCCGGAGAAUAAGGUGCAUUUGGUAGGAAGUUGGAGAACAGAAGUGGGGGAUUGUGAAACUUUUGUUCAUAUCUGGGAAUACCAGCGCUACACGGGAUACCACGCCUCAUUGCACAGCAUCGCACACCACCCUGAAUUUCCAGCCUUCGAGAAAAAAUUGCAGACUCUUAUCACAUCCAAGAAAAUUUCACUGAUGCAGGAAUUCUCAUUUUGGCCAACUACCCCCCCUCGAAAACUUGGCGGCUUGUUCGAACUACGAUCCUAUACCUUGCACCCCGGAAACCUGUUGGAAUGGGAGACCCAUUGGCGGAAAGGACUCAAAGCACGCCGAGAAGUCAUGGAGGGCGUGGGUGCUUGGUUCGUACAGAUUGGAGAUCUGAAUACCGUGCACCAUCUAUGGCAAUUUGCGGAUCUGGAGGAGCGUAAAUUGAGACGAGAAAUGUCGUGGGGUAUCGAAGGAUGGGGGGAUACUGUGCACAAAACUGUGCCAUUGAUCCAGACCAUGAAAAGCAAGAUCCUUAUUCCCAUGCCGUGGAGUCCUGUGGGUUGA